AUGAAGUACAGCACUGCCCUGACCCUCUUCCUCGCCUGUGGCCCUUCGGCUAUCAUGGCUGCCCCUGUCGCCCAGGACGCCACUCCAGCGCUCGCUCUUCGCGGCGAUGGUCCCCAGCCUCAGGCUAGCCCUCAGACGGCUCCCCAGGGCUCAGCUGCCACUGGCCAAAAGGGCCAAAAGUCCGGAAACGAGGGUAUUCUCGACAAAGUUGAGAAGAUUCUCAAGGAUGUCCUCGGCGGGCUUCGCAAGCGUGGCCUCGUUGAGGAAGUCGGUGAUGCUGCCAAGAAGGCCUUGGACGGAACUAGCAAGCUUGUCAACGGCGAACAGUCUGGCAGCCAGAGCGGCUUCUCCUCGCAAUCCUCCAACCCGGAUGCCGCUCCUCAGCAACAGUCUAAGCCAAAGGAAAAGGACGAUGGUGAUGAUGAUGACAAAAAAGAUGACAGCAAGGAUGGCGGCGAAGGUGGUGUCGGCAAGUUCCUCGGCGGCCGUGGCAGUCCUAUCGACCCUGUUACCAGCCAGGUCGAGUCUCUGCCCAAGGAUAUUCCAGCUGCUGCCCCUGUCAAGAAAUCUUACACCAAUGACCGCGACGACGAUGACGAGCACCGCCACCACUCCAGCCCAGAAUCCAGCAGCGGCAAGUCCGGCAAUAGCUCGUCUUCCAGCGACGGCCAGCUCUCUCCUGAGCAAAUCGCUGCCAUUGUCGGUAUCCUUAACGGUGGUGGAGCUCAGAAGAAGCCUCAGAUCCCUGGUCAGGAUGACUAG
Messenger RNA from Talaromyces rugulosus, 762 nucleotides. RefSeq lists its product as uncharacterized. The record is from RefSeq and is a predicted model, not a curated record. Bases 1 to 762 code for a protein of 253 amino acids. NCBI's taxonomy places the organism in Eukaryota, Fungi, Ascomycota, Eurotiomycetes, Eurotiales, Trichocomaceae. The transcript is spliced from 3 exons.